This is a messenger RNA of Pseudomyrmex gracilis, 4224 nucleotides long. It is a transcript of the gene Utx, whose product is annotated as histone demethylase UTY-like. Gene Ontology annotation, cellular component: MLL3/4 complex. Gene Ontology annotation, biological process: regulation of gene expression. NCBI's taxonomy places the organism in Eukaryota, Metazoa, Arthropoda, Insecta, Hymenoptera, Formicidae. The record is from RefSeq and is a predicted model, not a curated record. The transcript is spliced from 11 exons. Bases 271 to 3969 code for a protein of 1232 amino acids. Gene Ontology annotation, molecular function: RNA polymerase II cis-regulatory region sequence-specific DNA binding; protein binding; histone H3K27me2/H3K27me3 demethylase activity.
ACUGCCCGCGCGUAUUCGCGCAACCCGCAUAAACGGCACCCGACGAAUGCGUUUUAUCGGGGCCAUGAGGCGUCACUGAACGUCUCAACAACGUCGUCGCGCGCGUUGGAGGAGGAAAGAGGAAGAGUGCUGCAAACCGCAACAGCAAAAGCAGACUUCAGCAUCAGGAAGAGGACAAGAAGAGAACGGGCAAUAAAAGCAUUCCGGCAGGUGCUAUGGGUGGAACCGGGAUUUCCACGGGCCUGCGAGGUUCACCUACGGCUCGGCUUGAUGCUGAAGGUCCACGCUGAGUUUGAAGCUGCCUUAAAGCACCUCACCCUUGCUCUGAUCGAUGCCACCACACCUGCUUCUUUCUCUAAACUCGAGAUUAAGUUUCACGUCGCGCAUUUGUAUGAAGUUCAGGGCAAGUAUCGGCUGGCGAAAGAGCGUUACGAGGCGCUGUUAAAGGAGAAGGUCCUUCCGUCACACUUGAAGGCCGAUAUUUAUCGUCAAUUAGGAUGGAUGUGCCACGUGGUUGAAAGUACAGUGCUGGGCAUUAACAGACAACAAAAACAGACUAUAGCUAUUCUUUACCUACAAAAGUCUAUCGAAGCGGAGCCCAAGAGCGGGCAGAGCCUUUAUCUUCUGGGACGUUGUCUUGCUGCUUCAGGGAAAGUUCACGAAGCUUUUAUCGCGUACAGGAAUUCUGUCGAGAAGUCGGAAGGCAAUGCAGACACUUGGUGUAGUAUAGGUGUUUUGUAUCAGCAACAGAAUCAGCCUGUGGACGCGCUGCAGGCCUACAUAUGCGCCGUACAGCUCGAUAAAUCCCAUUCGGCCGCUUGGACCAAUUUGGGUAUACUGUACGAAAGUGUCAGUCAACCAAAAGACGCGCUGGCUUGUUACAUUAACGCAUCCAGAGGGAACAACGCCGCAGCGAAUUGCACGGGUGCACUGGCGGGUCUGGGUGGCGUCAAGUCCGACGGCAAUAACCCGAUGAACCCGUCCCUCCAACAGCGCAUCAACUUUUUGCAAAGUCAUCUAAGCCAAGCACCAAUGCCUUCUGUUGCUACUAAGAGACGGCAGUUGCCGUCGAUCGAAGAAGCGUGGAAUCUGCCGAUCAGCGCAGAAAUGUCGAGUCGGCAACAACAGCAGCAGCAACAACCCGGUGGACAAUCGUAUAAAUACGGAGCAACUCCCACUGGCCCGCCGCCGCCUUACCCACAAAAUCAGGCGCAGACCACUAAAAGAUUUAAGAACGAUGACUCGAUUGCGACCGCGCCUCAACAACGGCCGCCGUUCUACCUUACGUCACAGCAACUACAACUGUUGCAAUUUUUCCAACAUAGCAAUGUUACUCUUACGCCUCAGCAACAAAGCAUGUUCCUUCAACUCCAGACUCAGUACCGUGCGAUGCAGCAGCAUCAGCAGCAGCAAAUCAGGUUACAGCAGCAACAAGCAACGCAGCGGGGUUUGAGACCCGGUCAACCCGGUUAUCCCACAAUCUUCGGUGGACAUCCUCAAAACAUCGGCCAGCCGUCAAAUAUUAUCAAGAACUAUGGCAUACCUCAGCAACCGUUACAACAAGGAGGUACCGUCGCGCUGCAGACGGGCUUCUCUGAUACCAAUGUCGGCUACAACACAGCGGCGACCGGGAAUACUACGCAAACACCAGGAAUGCCUUAUAAAUCGGCUUCUGAUCCCACCUAUCCGGCUCAGAGGCAGCAAAUUACUACCGGCGCUCAAUACGGUAGUCAGUAUCAGCAACAACCGAAUCAGUAUACUACUCAGGGCUAUACACAAGUAUCGUCAGCGACUAGCAAUUUUCAAGAAAAUUCCGCAACGGUCGCGACGACUAAGGACAAUCUAGGUGUGACCGAUCAGGAGUUGCAGGCAUUACUGUCGCAGAAAGACAUCGCCACGUCGCUAGCGGAAGAUCUUCUCAAACACUUCGGUUCUGAGGAUUUGGAUACCGUUGUAAAGGAAGAACCAUCGAACAGCGGUGUCACCAAUGACACUGGUACACUAAGUUCCGGUCCGUUCUCACCAUCGAAUCCCGAAGAGGCCGCGGCUGACAAGAUGAAGGAAGUGGUGAAACUAGAGAAGCCAGAAGAAACUUCCGAAUCGACACAGCCGACGACGGAAAAUGUAACGACGGCUGCUAUAACGACAACUGUGACAACAACGACGGUGACGACGCAGCCGACGAUGAUGAUGACGGAGUCACCUGUGAAGAGCGAAGCGACGUCAUUGUCUUCCAACAUGACAACAACAGUGCCGGUAACAAAUAGGAACGAGGUAGCCGCUGUCCCCAAGACGGAACCUACGAUGAAUUUGCAGCUCGAGUCGUUGUGCGAAUCGCAACCGGAGCAAAAAUUCAGCAUUACUAUGAGCGCCAGAGAAGUGGUCGAGGCGUGUAAGGGUCAGGGACUCAACGGUGUGCCGAACUGUUCGAUACUCAGCGAUCGUUCGCCACCGCCGGCGCCUCCCGAUCCGCCCAGUCAACGGUUGACGAAGGAGCAACUUUCGCCACCCGCACCGAGUAUCUUCUUGGAGAACAAGAAGGAUGCCUUCAAUCCGCACUUGCAGGAGUUCUGCUUAAAGCAUCCGAUUGCUGUGAUACGUGGUCUCGCUGCUGCUCUCAAGCUCGAUCUAGGUCUUUUUUCAACUAAAACUCUGGUCGAAGCGAAUCCUGAUCACGGCAUCGAAGUACGAACACAGAUGCAGCAAACCAGUGAGGAAAACUGGGAUCCGAUGCUGAACAAGAAAGUUUGGGGUUGCAUAAGUCAUCGCAGUCACACGACAAUCGCCAAGUACGCACAGUAUCAAGCUUCUAGUUUUCAGGAAAGUCUGAGGGAAGAGAAAGCGCAGGGUAGCUCGCACUCUAACCUAUCGGACUCUGACUCAAAAGACAGUACUGGACAAACUGUAAGGCGCAAGAAGAAUAGCUUCGGUCUGACUGGUCGACCGGGCACCAAGAUGAUCCGUUUCGGUACUAAUGUGGAUUUAUCGGAUGAGAAGAAGUGGAAACAACAAUUGAUGGAAUUAAUGAAAUUACCGGCAUUCACCAGAGUCGUGUCAGCUGGCAACAUGCUCAGCCACGUGGGACAUGUGAUCUUAGGAAUGAACACUGUGCAGUUAUACAUGAAGGUACCUGGUAGUAGAACACCUGGUCAUCAGGAGAACAACAACUUCUGUUCUAUUAAUAUCAACAUCGGACCGGGCGACUGCGAAUGGUUCGCAGUGCCGGACGCUUAUUGGGGCAUAAUAUGUUCGCUCUGUGAACGCAACGGCAUUAGUUAUUUGCACGGCAGCUGGUGGCCGAACAUUGCGGAUCUGCACGCGGAAAAUAUCCCGGUGUACAAGUUCGUUCAACGACCCGGUGAUCUCGUAUGGGUGAACGCUGGUUGCGUACAUUGGGUACAAGCGAUCGGUUGGUGCAACAAUAUCGCUUGGAACGUCGGUCCGCUCACCGCUCGGCAAUAUCAACUCGCGAUCGAGCGUUACGAGUGGAACAAAUUGCAAGCGUUCAAAUCAAUCGUGCCAAUGGUACAUCUAUCGUGGAAUCUGGCGCGUAAUAUCAAAGUUUCGGAUCCACGACUGUUCGAGUUGAUCAAGAACUGCUUAUUGCGGACAAUGAGACAGUGUUGUCUGAUUCUGGAGUUCGUUCGGAGUAAACGCAUCGAAAUGCGCUUUCACGGCCGUGGUAAGAACGAGGCUUCGCAUUACUGCGGCCAAUGUGAGAUUGAAGUGUUCAACGUCUUAUUUAUCCGCGAGCAAGAGAAACGCCAUGUAGUGCAUUGUAUGGACUGUGCUCGAAAGCAGGCUCCUUCGUUAGAAGGGUUCGUCUGCUUGGAAGAGUAUAGUAUGCGUGACUUGAUGGAUGUCUACGACGGGUUUACUCUGUACACACCUGUGACGACUACAGCGUCCACUUCCUCGUCGUCGUCGUCAUCGUCAACGUCGCAGGCGCAGAUUGGCCAGGUUUCUUGAGGUUACAUGCAGCACAGAUAUUUGGACUUCCUGGCCACGUUGCAGCAGCAGUAAUUUUUGCUAGGAAGUGCAAUUUCUGUGUCGAUGAUGAGAAACGAGAAGACGCUUUAUACGAUAAGCAUUAUUCGUGUACCUGAGAGCUACUUGAAAAAAGCCGAAACUGCUUUAUUCAGAGCUCCUCAUAGACGAUCGUCCGCGAACAUACUGGUUGAGGCAGCGUCAGAGCGUGACAGUAACUUUUUUUUUUUUUUUUUU